Molecule: messenger RNA, 1112 nt
Organism: Centruroides sculpturatus (bark scorpion)
Lineage: Eukaryota; Metazoa; Arthropoda; Arachnida; Scorpiones; Buthidae
Exons: 4
Coding region: 546-1112 (188 amino acids)
Biological process (GO): G protein-coupled receptor signaling pathway
Cellular component (GO): cytoplasm
Molecular function (GO): guanyl-nucleotide exchange factor activity; G protein-coupled receptor binding
Source: RefSeq, a predicted model, not a curated record
AAUAUAUUAAAUGAUAUCAUAACUUAAUCAACAAACACAAUUCUUUUAACUAUCUUAAAAUUAAGGAAAAUGGAAAUGUAGAAGAAAUAGGGAAGGAUAAGGAAAAGAAUAGAAAUACCUGGGGUUUUCGUAGCGACGUGCUCUUGGGUAGGACACAACUUUGGAUCUCCCUCUUAUUUGUGACCCUUUUCUUAUCGUAGACCUUUUGUCUAUUUUUUCUUUACUUCAUCGUCUUUUCUCAAGGUUUUCUGUCCGUAGUCUUUUUCUCUUUUAUCCUUCGGCAACUCGCAGUCUCUGAUUGUCCUUCUUGAGUUCUGGAGCAAACAAAUAAUUUUUAUUUCAUUUGACCAUGUUGUACUCUAUUUUCAGUAAAUAUAUCAGUCUUGUUUAAUUUUUAUAUUUUUUUGAAAAAGUUCCAAAUGAUUUGGAAAACAACAAAUUCAUUAAAUCCCUAUUUAAUAUAAUCUUUUGACUAUUUAAAAAAUUUUCUUUUAUAAAAUUUAUUAUUAUUAAUUUUUUAAUAUAUUAAUUGUGUAUAAUUUUGUAUGUAUUCUUUAGACAAGAGAGCAUUCUUUCUUGUUUCGACUUCUGAUCAGCAUGCAAUUUAUGAAUUUGCUGCUGCUUCUGUAAGUGAAAGAAGGAUAUGGUUAAGACAUAUCACAGAGGCAAUUGACAUGUCCAAGUCAUCAAUUAAUCAAACACAUCUUCCAGAUUAUACAUCACCUCAGAUAAAUAAAUUAGCAUGUCCAGAAAGUAGUUUGGAAGAUAUAGAAACAAAUACAAAUACAGAGUUACCUUCACCAUAUGAUAAAACAUUAGAAAAGAAUACUAAUGAAAAUAAUUCCAAAGAAUCAGAAGAAACAAAACUAUUAGGACCAGAGAAAAAAGAAGAAACAAUUCCCAAAGUACCUCCUCCAUCAGAAAAUGGUGAACCAAAAAAACAAAGACGUUUACAGCGGGUAGAAAUUUUAAAAAUUGCAGAUGGUCCAGAAUUAAUAGCACCUAGUGAAGUAAUUGUGAGGCAAGGAGCUGCAUAUCAAACUGCUGAACCAGUUUUAACACCUAUUGAACAACUGAGACGAAAAGAACAACAAAUUGGUAUUUAUUUGUGA